AUGGCCUCCCCGUUCCGUGAAAAGGGACACCGAUCAAGGGGCCUGGUAGAUGUAUGCGCUCCAUUUGCAACAGGAUGCGCAUCAGGCAUGAUUGCCACCACAUGCGUGCAGCCUAUUGAUACGAUCAAGGUCCGCAUGCAACUAAUGGAACAAAGUCUCGGCAGAUCAUCGCCAUGGUCAGUAGCAAAAGCCAUCACGCUCCAAAACGGUAUCUUCAACCUCUAUCAGGGCCUGUCCGCGGGACUACUAAGACAGUUGGUGUAUGGGACCUUGCGACUUGGGCUGUUCUCAACUUUGGAGCAAAGGCUCCAAGACCGAGCCAAAGAGCAAGGGACCGUGCUUGGUUUUGGCGGGCGGGCUCUCGCGGGGCUAAGUGCUGGAGCCGUUGCGGCUUUCAUCGGAAAUCCAACAGAGGUAGCUCUAAUUCGGAUGCAAGCCGACGGCAUGUUACCCGUGGAGCAGCGGCAGCGGUAUACGUCUGCCUUCAAUGCUCUUCGACGCAUAGCCAGACAGGAAGGGGUUUUGAGCCUCUGGAAGGGCGUAUCGCCGACCGUCAUCAGAGCUAUGUCAACUAAUUUUGGUCAACUGGCCUUCUUUUCUGAGACCAAACAUCAGCUGCAAACGCACACUCAAUUAUCGAAGCGAAACCUAACUGCAGUUGCUUCUUCAUUUGCAGGGUUCGCCGGGGCGAUCGUUAGCUUACCAUUCGACUUCGUCAAGACACGCUUGCAAAACCAGCCCUCAUCUGCUUAUUCCAAAGGUCUGCCAACGUACUCUGGCACAUUCGACUGUUUUGCACAGGUCAUCCGGCGAGAAGGCUUUUUGAGGUUCUACCGAGACUUUUGGCCCUAUUUUCUCCGAAUAGGACCCCACUCUGCUAUUGCUCUUUUUCUCGCCGACUUGAUGAACGAAAAUAUUAGGAACCGUGGUUAUGGGUUUUAA
Messenger RNA from Colletotrichum scovillei, 942 nucleotides. RefSeq lists its product as uncharacterized. The record is from RefSeq and is a predicted model, not a curated record. Gene Ontology annotation, biological process: transmembrane transport. The transcript is spliced from 2 exons. NCBI's taxonomy places the organism in Eukaryota, Fungi, Ascomycota, Sordariomycetes, Glomerellales, Glomerellaceae. The coding region runs from base 1 to 942 and encodes 313 amino acids. Gene Ontology annotation, molecular function: oxoglutarate:malate antiporter activity.